AUGGCCUCUCACAGCGAUGAUUCUGAUAUAUGGGAUGAUACAGCCCUCAUAAAGGCAUAUGAUAAAGCAGUUGCAUCUUUCAAGAAUGCUUUGAAGAAUGGUGACUGUUCAGAGCCUUUGGAUAAAACUGAGCAAAACGCUGGAACAAAAAGAAAAAAUAACAAAAAGAACAAGAGUAGGAAGAAAAGUAAUGCUGCGUCACAGAAACAGUGGAGAGUUAAUGAUGCAUGCAGUGCAGUUUGGUCUGAAGAUGGUAAUGUGUACCAAGCAAUUAUUAACUCAAUUAACUGGAAGAAAGGGACAUGUGUAGUGGUUUAUACUGGAUAUGGAAAUAGGGAAGAGCAUCGGCUGUCUGAUCUGCUGCCACCAAUAGAUGCUGAGGGAACAAAUGAGGAAAGAAGUGCUGGGGAGAAUGCAAAUGAGACUCAGUAUUCAACCGAUGAAAGUGACCUGUCCUUCCAGUCGCCUGGAAAUAAACACAAUCAUACAAAAUCAGCACAAUGGAAUUCGCACUUCCCUCUACUACCACCACCGCCACCACCGGGAUUGGGAAGGACUGGGUCAAAGUUCAGUGGACCUCCAUCUUUCUUAUCAGGCUGGCCUCCACCAUUUUCAUCAGGACCACCGUUGAUUCCACCACCUCCACCUAUGAGCCCAGACUCUUCAGAAGAUGACGAAGCAUUAGGAAGUAUGUUAAUAGCCUGGUAUAUGAGUGGUUAUCAUACUGGCUACUAUCUGGGUUUAAAACAGAGCCGAAUGGAAGCUACAUCAGGGAGAGAUGCCCAUUCUAAGUAGCUGUUGUGUAAAAACUCUCUCCCAUGGAGAGGGAUGUCCCACAUGUACAUUCUUCGACAAAGAUGAAGUGUUCACUGAGAUGAAGAUCACUGACUGUAUAAUCCUCAGAGGCAUCACUUACCCAUUUUGUACAAAUGUUACUUUGCUAGCAAGAUUUCUGGUUUAACCCUGCUUUUAUCAUCUAUUGUCCCGCUCUUGAGUACCUGUUCUGGACUAAUUCAUCUUCCUGGGCAUCUGGUUAUCUAGUCUUGCACAGAUUUAAGACAGUCCUCCAUGGUGACAGAAUCUCUGCUAAGCUUGGCAGUGAUAAUAGCCAUAAGAGAAACUAGUUGUAUGGAAUGUAAACACUGACUGUUGGUUUGAAGAUUCCAUAGAAAGCAUAAUCUUUUUUUCUUCACUGUUUUUAAGAUCUUGGUUGGAAUUGAUUCAUGCAUACAGUAAAAUACUUUUGACAGGCUUACAUCUUUGCUUAUGUACUUAACUUUCUAGAAGUGUUACCAGUCAGUGAUUUUUAUAGAUGCUUGUGGUUGGUUACCCAAUGGUCCAGACAGCGGAGCUAGAACAACUCUGUUCAAGUGAAUAGGGAUCUAUCGCUUAUCAGUGAUGUCACUGAACUUGUUUAAAAUACUCAUCAAUAAACUUGUUUUUUUCAAAUUUUACUUUAAUUUUAUUAGCCUGUAGAGCCGUUUUUUCUUUUACAGUUUACAUCUAGCUGAGAUAAUGGACUUGAAUACAGGAAAGAUAUAAUGGAAAUCACCAUAGGUGUCUUGCUUUAGUAUGAUUCUGAAUGCUUAAAAGCCAGUACAAAUAAGGUCAGUUUUCCUCAGUGGUGUGAUUGUGGAAUUAUCGGCACCCUCACGGUGAUUGCCUUGGUCCAUUAUGAUAGAGUGCUUCCAUGUAGCAUGUAGGAUCUAAGAUGCCACAUUAACACUGAAGUAGAAUGCACAUAGCCAUCAGUGUAACUUAGCAUUCAUCUUAAAAGUGAAACUUUUAUCCUCAAGGUAACUUAGUAAAAGUGAGAUUUCUUGUGUGACAAUCGUUCUUUCACUACUGAGGAACCUACCCCAGAUUUUGUGACAGAACAUUGUUUGCACUAAUUUAGGGUUGGAUCCAGAGUAAAUGGGCAAUUUCCACUUAUUCAUCCUUUGUUCUACAAGCACACAGACACCCACGUUGUUCCUUAGGGUCCCCUAUCCCCCAAAAGUAGCAUUUUGAGGAAUUCACUUCCUCCAAGAAUAUUUGAUCUAGAGUUGACCCAUAAUCUUUCAGAGAACUGCACACUUCUACAUAUCUUUUAAUCUUUAAAGCAUCUGCGAUUCCACUAAAUUAUUCCAGUAUUUGCCACAAGUAACAUACAGAAUGAAUUAUUCAAACUGUUCUAUACAACAUUUUCAUUGACUC
This is a messenger RNA of Gekko japonicus, 2196 nucleotides long. Its product is annotated as survival of motor neuron protein-like. Gene Ontology annotation, molecular function: RNA binding. The coding region runs from base 1 to 795 and encodes 264 amino acids. Lineage: Eukaryota; Metazoa; Chordata; Lepidosauria; Squamata; Gekkonidae. The transcript is spliced from 9 exons. The record is from RefSeq and is a predicted model, not a curated record. Gene Ontology annotation, biological process: mRNA processing. Gene Ontology annotation, cellular component: cytoplasm; nucleus.